AUGAUAAUAGUCAGCAAUAUAUCACAUCUAUUAUUGGCAAAGAUAAUCAGUUAUCUCGAUGAUAAUAUAGAUAGAAUUUGUUUUACUCUUGUGUGUAGACGUUGGUUUAACGAUAGGCACAGAUAUCUAUUGUUUAAUGAUAUAAAACAUGUAGGAGUUCCAAAUAUGUCGAAAAUCUGUAUGAAUUCCUAUAAAUCAUUGAUAAAUGAUUCGAUGCAACAAAAAAGAUCUAAAAUGAUCAUGGGACCGAAUAAUCGAUACAAAUAUUAUAGCUCUGGUAUUCAAACAGCUACGAUCAAUAUCAGUGGUAGUAACAGCAAUACUACUUCUUAUGUAUUGGCAGAGAAUCUCUAUCAAAUUGAAUCGAAUUCAAACAUAACCAAUAUAAAACGAUGCUUGACAUUGAAAGAUAAAUUCCCUCCGAGUUUAACAUCGUUGUCAUUGGAUCAAGCUUUUGAAGAACCACUAUUUAGAGAUUGUUUUCCUCAGAGUUUGCGGAAAUUGAGAUUGAAUAAAGAUACACAACCGCUUGGACAUGGUGUUCUACCGUCGUCACUAGAGAAACUGAUUAUCGUAAAACUAAUGCAUCCAAUCGAACCAGGUGUAUUGCCAGCAUCACUAAGAUCUUUGUAUAUUAUAUAUUCAAAGAUCGAAGGUUUUCUUAAGGUUGGAUCGUUACCAAACCAACUUGAAUCGUAUUUCCACUCUAUGAAUGUCAUUCAUAUUGAAGAUAACGUGUUGCCUACAUCGUUGAAAUCGCUAAUGAAUAUUCCCACAAUAUGGAUUCCACAUUUAAGUUCAUUGGUGAAUCUACGAUCGCUGUCAUUCCUUCUUCUUCGUAAUACAGUGGUGUUAGAUCUCAGUGUUCUUCCAAGCUCAUUGACUGCACUCAACUUGAUUGGUUCACCCACAUUGAAAUCGGCAUUGCCCAUAUCCAUUCGACAUUUACAACUAUGCAAUUCAUUUUAUAAUCUCGAUGAGCUCUUUCCAGAUCGAUCAAACUACCACUUGGAGGUAUUGGGUAUUGACGGAUUCAGUGAGCAGUCAUUGGUCGGUUUGGACAUUAAACGUUUGGAACUAGGCACCCCAUUUACAGAUUCAAGAAAAAAACUCAGAGAAAUUCCAUUUGGAGUCCGAGAACUCUCUCUCUGUACUAGUAAUGCCAUUGUCGAUGAUAAUACUUUCCCAUCGACACUUAGAGAGCUCAAUGUUUACGAUCUGACUAUUUUCAAUCAAUCAGGAGUUAAAUUACCAAAUUCAAUCAAACACCUUAUUCUUCGUAGUAAUGAUAGCAAUAUCACAAAGAUAAGUAAUAACAUAUUUCCAAACUCAUUAGAAAGUAUAAAAAUUUCAACCAUUUCCAUCCCAUUCAACAGUAUGGUUGACAACUUAACCAUUAAAAAUGAUAACUGUAAUUGUACUAUUAGAAAACUUGAUAAUGACUAUUUCAUUCUAUUUGGAAUGAUUGACCGAAAAUUCAUUGCAUCAUUAUUCCACAAAUCAAAAUUUCAUCCUCCCAAUAAAUUUAAAUCAAUAUUAAAAAAUAAAAUUUCAAAUCUUUAA
Heterostelium album PN500 is the source of this 1563-nucleotide messenger RNA. RefSeq lists its product as uncharacterized. Lineage: Eukaryota; Evosea; Eumycetozoa; Acytosteliales; Acytosteliaceae. The record is from RefSeq and is a predicted model, not a curated record. The coding region runs from base 1 to 1563 and encodes 520 amino acids. The transcript is spliced from 2 exons.